This is a messenger RNA of Aspergillus heteromorphus CBS 117.55, 1596 nucleotides long. RefSeq lists its product as uncharacterized. Bases 1 to 1596 code for a protein of 531 amino acids. The transcript has 6 exons. The record is from RefSeq and is a predicted model, not a curated record. Gene Ontology annotation, biological process: lipid metabolic process. Lineage: Eukaryota; Fungi; Ascomycota; Eurotiomycetes; Eurotiales; Aspergillaceae. Gene Ontology annotation, molecular function: oxidoreductase activity.
AUGGAGAUGGAGAUCGCAGGAGCGGGUUUGCAUGAUGCGCGGGACAACGAUGCCGGCCCAGCCUCUCAUAAUAAGCGACGAGGGCAUGACGAGCGAUGGAGCGAUGGAGCUAUGGCAGAGCCGAAAUCUCUGCCCUCUGGGGGAACGCAGGGCAGCGUCGUCCUGCAAAUUGCUGGAUGGCCAAUCGUCAGUCGAUAUCCGGACCGGGUCCUCGGCAGCCAGGGACAGGGACGGUCCCCUGACAAGGUCGAUCCAUCUCAGAUCAGGGAUUUCAAACCCUGGUGCUCGUAUAACGGGUUUACCUUUUACCGCCAGACGGGCUCCCCACAGAAUGUCGAUGUGGGGAGGUUUACAUCAAACCUCAGGUAUUUAUGGCCCUUACCGAACACUAUUGAGGGGUCCAGCCUACACGCAAUAACGACCGAGACACUGAAAAUGAAUCAGAACAGUUCCGAAGAAAGCCCCAGUUUGAAGGAGUUGAAAGAAGCCAUCCCCGCAUCGUGCUUUCGACCUUCAUUGCUCGAGUCGCUGGCAUACCUCGCCCGCGAUGCCGUGUAUGCUACAGCCCUGGUGUACGGCGCUCUGCAGAUCCCACACCUGCCGACAGUCCAGCUCCGCGUGAUCGCAUGGGUCGCGUACGGUUUCUGCCAGGGUCUGGUGGGGACGGGGAUCUGGAUCAUCGCGCAUGAAUGCGGCCACGGUGCCUUCUCGGCGCAUCGUCGCCUGAACGAUGCCCUCGGAUGGACGCUGCAUUCUAUCCUCCUGGUCCCCUACUUCUCAUGGAAGAUCACCCACGCGCGACAUCAUCACUAUUCAGGGCAUAUGGAGAAGGAUACCGUUUUUGUGCCGCCAACGGAGGAGCAGUAUGCGUCGCGAAAGGGAAUUGAUAUCCCCGCGCUGAAAGAACUGGGCCAAGAUGCCCCGCUACUUACUCUGCUGACCCUGGUCGGCCACCAGCUGGCCGGAUGGCAGAUGUACAUCUUCCUCUACAGCUCGGGGGGCAAAGAUAGUGUUGGCCGCGGGCGGGCUCAAGAAGGAGACGCGCUCAAUCACUUCAACCCGCACGGCCGGCUGUUCACACUGGAGCAGCGGUGGCAGGUGGUCGUGUCGGACCUCGGGCUGCUUCUGAUGGGAGGGUUCCUGUAUCAGGUCGGCACCAUGGUCGGGGUUGCCAAUGUAUUGUUGCUAUACUUCAUGCCCUAUGUGUGGGUCCAUCAUUGGAUCGUGGCCAUUACCUGUAUGCAUCACACGCACCCGACCAUCCCGCACUACUCCGGAGACGCCUGGAGCUUCACCAAGGGGGCGCUCGGCACCGUCGACCGCAGCUUCGGGCUGAUGGGGCGGCACUUCUUCCACGAUAUCAUCGACCACCACGUCGUCCACCACCUGUUCCCGCGGAUCCCCUUCUACCGGGCGGAGGAGGCGACGCGCGCGAUCCAGCCGCUGCUCGGGGCGGCGUACAAGGAAGAGAAGCGGCAGGGGUUCUUCAGGUCACUGUGGAGGACCUUCCGCGAGUGCCGAUACGUAGCGGAUACAGGGGAGUCGGGGGAGACAACGGGCGUUUUGGCGUGGCAAUCGGCUGGUCCUCGGGAAUAG